This is a messenger RNA of Cynoglossus semilaevis (tongue sole), 2601 nucleotides long. It is a transcript of the gene faf2, whose product is annotated as Fas associated factor family member 2. NCBI's taxonomy places the organism in Eukaryota, Metazoa, Chordata, Actinopteri, Pleuronectiformes, Cynoglossidae. The transcript has 11 exons. The record is from RefSeq and is a predicted model, not a curated record. Gene Ontology annotation, biological process: ERAD pathway. The coding region runs from base 739 to 2076 and encodes 445 amino acids. Gene Ontology annotation, molecular function: ubiquitin binding. Gene Ontology annotation, cellular component: endoplasmic reticulum.
UAUUAAACGUGUUAACACAGCAUCUCCAAAUUAAACAAACCCAUAAAUGUGUAUUCAUUAAGUAGUCUCUCUGGAACAGUGGUUCUUAACCUGGGCUCGGUGGAGGAGGAGACACACACCCGACUUAUAUGAUUGGUGAUGACACGCCCCCCGUUUGGCCGUAGUGUUCGGUGAUUACGCAUGUAAAACUGGUGCGGUUCAGUACCUCCAACAAGGUUAAGAACCGCUAGUUUGCUUUUUUUUUUACCCAGAGGCUCAUUUGUCUCGCGAUAUUUGGCGAGCCUACGAGAGGCUAAUGGAAGACGUGAUGACUGUGCAGAAUCAAUGAUCCCGCUGUCCAACAAUCUGCCUGUGAUCCUUUGACGAGAAUUCUAAAACCCGAUUAUCUUACUGAAGAACGAUCGUCAUAAAGAAUUCUGUCUUGUCUGAAACAGAGAAACUUACAUUAAAUUCAACAACAAGAUGUUUAACGCUGUUGUAUGAAAGUAUUUUUUAUGGCCACUAGCUGUUAGUUUUUACAGCUCCAUUGAUUUCUUAUUUCAAUGCGCUGUAUUAAUAUGCGUUAUCUCUGAAACCAAAUGAAGAAUUAAACAGUAAAGUCUUAUUUGGGGACUUUCACAAUGGCUGAUGUCCUUUGGGGCCGCUAGGUGGCAGUACAACACAAGUCGUAGCAGCACAGUGUGCACGGGAAAAGAGAGCUGACGUUGUAAGGACUUGGUAGAUGAUUGGCGAGCUAAGAUGGCGGCGCCAGAGGAGCCAGAAUUAUCGCAGGCACAAACCGAAAAACUGCUCCAGUUUCAGGACCUAACUGGUUUGGAAUCAAUGGACCACUGCCGUCGAACAUUAGAACAGCAUAAUUGGAAUAUAGAGGCCGCAGUUCAAGACAGACUGAAUGAGCAGGAAGGAGUUCCCAGUGUGUUUAACCCUCCACCAUCCAGACCAUUACAGGUCAAUACAGCAGACCAUAGAGUUUAUAGUUAUAUUGUGUCAAGGCCACAGCCCAGGGGCCUAAUAGGAUGGAGUUACUACUUGAUAAUGCUACCUUUUAGAUUUACUUACUACACACUCCUGGAUAUAUUCAGGUUCGCCCUUCGUUUCAUCAGGCCAGACCCACGUGCUCGUGUGACAGACCCUGUGGGAGACGUCGUUUCCUUCAUUCAUAGUUUUGAGGAAAGAUACGGCCAGUCACACCCUGUGUUCUAUCAGGGCACAUACAGCCAGGCGCUGAAUGAUGCCAAACGGGAGCUACGAUACCUACUAGUGUACCUGCACGGGGACGAUCAUCAAGACACUCAUGAGUUUUGCUGCUCCACGUUAUGUACAGAAGAGGUCAUAACCUUUAUCAACACACAAAUGCUGUUCUGGGCGUGCUCCACCAACAGGCCUGAAGGCUACAGAGUGUCUCAGGCCUUGAGAGAAAACACUUAUCCUUUCCUGGCCAUGAUCAUGCUGAAGGAUCGCAAAAUGACGGUGGUGGGCAGACUGGAGGGACUGAUCCAGCCUGAGGACCUCAUCAAUCAGCUCACCUUCAUCAUGGAUGCCAACCAGACCUAUCUCAUGUCAGAGCGCCUUGAGCGGGAGGAACGGAACCAGACCCAGGUGCUGAGGCAGCAGCAGGACGAGGCCUACAUGGCCUCACUCCGCGCUGACCAGGAAAAGGACCGAAAGAAACGGGAGGAGCAGGAGCAGCGCAUGCAAGAGGAGGAGAAGGUUCGACAGAGCGCCCUCGCUGAAGAGCGGAGACGUAGGACGCUGGAGGAGGAGAAGGAGAGGAAGUCGGAAUGUCUUCCACCAGAGCCGGCGUCGGACGAUCCAGACAGUGUCAAAAUAGUCUUUAAGCUUCCCAAUGACACACGAGUAGAGAGACGAUUCCUCUUCAGUCAGUCUCUGACGGUCAUAUACGACUUCCUCUUCUCUCUCAAAGAAAGUCCAGAGAAAUUCCAGAUAGUUACAAACUUCCCUCGUCGAGUUCUGCCCUGCCUCCCGACUGAAGAGCAACCCAACCCCCCCACUCUGAAAGAGGCAGGACUCAGCCGCUCCGAGGUCCUCUUUGUUCAGGACCUUACGGAUGAUUGAACAGUGACAUACCUCUACGUGAAAAUACACACUUCUUUGCCCACCUCUUAUAAUUAUUAUUGUAAUUAUUUUUAUUUUACUUUUUUUCAAAUGGCCAUUAUGCACAAAAGGGCGUCUUUGACAUCGAGUCCUGACCUGGAGAAAUCAAAAACAUCCUGCAUCCGAUCUGAUUCUUUGGUUGUUGACAGGGUUCCCAUUAGCCUGGAAAGUCUUGAAUUUUAUCCAAUAAAUCUUUGUUGAAGUCUUUCCAUGAACUUAUCUUUGUAUCCCUGCAGACGAGGAUGUGCUUUUUCUCUCCUCUGAGACCGAGCAGUUUGGUUUUUAUUAUUUGGCCUCCUGAUGUUGAAACAAAGGAAACAAAGCAUCGACCUCAGUAGCAUCGGUUUGUUUGAAACCCAGAACCACCUGACCUGGAUGUUACAGAGACGGGACAGAGACGGGUCACAGCGCCACCUCUGGAUCUCUUUCACAGUGUGGAUGUUUUUCCCCUUUUUUGUAAAAUAAAGACUCAACAUGUGCUCCAAU